AUGCCACCCUCACCUCGUCCUCUAACCCCUCGGCAACCAGAUGACCUCGACAUGACGGCCGUCUCAGCCGAGCCUUCCCCUCGUAAUCCCCCAACCUCGCCAGUUCGGUUCGCAACGAGCAAGAACGCCUUUGGGCUGCACGCUUCCCCAUCGUCCUCGUCCACUUCUAGCACGAGGGAGGACCGGAAUCUGCUCGUGGUGGAGCAGUCUCCACCUAUGGGCUCCACUCACAAGCCACGGCUGCGGCGGCCGAGUAUGCUCAGCCUGGCGCAAAACGCUAGCUUUGGGAGCGAGAGCGAAGGGGGUGGCGAUGAGAUGUCAAACACGGAGGGAACUGGACCUGGCCCACCAGUAUCAGCGCCUGCGGGUCCUGCUGCUCUUUCGUCCUCGGCGGAAAAUCGUGGUGGAUCACAAGCACACAUCAACCCCUUUGCGCCCACGUCGCUCCGGUACCCACCUCAAUGGGGAUCGUCAGCAUUCACCCUUCGCAGCCAGCAGGAGUCCAGGACGAAUCAUCCCACGUUCGAGGGUCUCAGCACGACCACUCCUCCCACGGUAACGCCAGCUAUGAUGCCGGAUCAAUCGGGACCGGAAGCGGACAUGGAGGACCCCCAGCCAAAACCGCCGCUGCGGUGGGUACCGAGCCAUCUCCAGACCGCCUCGGCCCGUCGGAAAGGCAAAUCUCGGAUGGAGGAUCAGCUCAUCAUUGAUCCGUCUCCCCAGCCAGAGCUCCACCGACCACCCUUUACCGGUCGUCCCCUCCCCGCAUCCCUCCUCGCUACCCUCAUGUCCGAGUCAGCUCCGGGGGAUCAUGAGAUCCAGUCUGAAGCCCGGCUUCAGCGUCUCAUCUCAUCCCAUCCCCGCGCACUCCCCUUUACCCCUCGUGCAUCCCGGAGUCAACGCGGGCGAUUUCCCGAGACCGUCGGUGACGAUGAGGAUGACGACGACUUUCCGAAUCGUCGUGCCAUUUGGGCGGCUCGGGCUUGGACAAGGCGCGACAGCUCGUCCGACUCGGAUUCGGAUGACAUGCCGGUGGACGAAGGUCCACCCGAGCCGGUCAAUUCGGCCUUUGCCGCGGGGAUGGAUAUGGACAGGUUGAUCUCUGGCUCGGACUCGUGGCCGCACCUGAGCGACUCGGGUCGGGUCACCCCAAGUCUAGGAGGCGGAAGCGGGAGCGGGACUGGCUCGGCGGGAUAUCCGACCCCGCCGAGUAAUGGUCAGCCGUGGGAUAAGUCCAGGUCCGCGAGGAUGAGCUUUUCGGCGGGGCUGGUGCCCAGUCCCGGAACUGGGUUCGGGUUGCCGAAUGCUUUCGGUGGAUUGGGGAUGGGGACGGGGACGCCUAUGGGUAGUCCCACAGUGGAGAAGCUGGAGCUUGCUGCUUCUCCGGGCGCGCAUUCGGCCAUGUCAACCGCGAGUCCAAGUCUCAUGCAGUAUCGCGAGUCGAGCGGCGGCUCUGCAUCUGUCCGACCUGGAAAGAGAAAAGCUCAAGUGGACGACCGGUUUGACCCAUACAAACGCCAUCGCGGCUCAUCCCCCUCCCUCCCUCCGGCCACCGGCUACCCCAUGUCCCCAUCCCGCCCUACCGCAGCCAUUCCCAUCCCCCCUUCACCGGGAUACAACCUCUACUCGACCAUGCUCUCCACCUCCACGUCCACUCCGGGCCAAGGCGGUCGAGAGCAAAUCAACCUACGCACAAAGGCGAACCACCCAUAUACUCGGCCGAUGGCAAGUCGCUCGCGAGCGGCAUCACCAGCCCUGUCGAUUGGAUCCACUUCGGGCAGUCUGGGUACGGGCGGAGGGGGACUAGGGAGCGGGAGAGGGUCUUUCGCCCUCGGUGGAGCCUUCAACCAGGUGAAUAAUGGUGGGCCGGGAGUGCCGGCGCCAGCACUGGGCGGACUGGGACUGCUGAGCCUGGCUCAUCGGGGAGAAGAGGUGCGGAUGAUCAAGGAGGAUAGGGAGGGUGAGGAGGGAGAGGAUAUGGGGAGGACGGAUUCCGGCAUGGGGAGCGAGAGAAUGGAAGAGGAUUAG
Molecule: messenger RNA, 2028 nt
Organism: Dioszegia hungarica
Lineage: Eukaryota; Fungi; Basidiomycota; Tremellomycetes; Tremellales; Bulleribasidiaceae
Exons: 3
Coding region: 1-2028 (675 amino acids)
Source: RefSeq, a predicted model, not a curated record